Molecule: messenger RNA, 5751 nt
Organism: Lagopus leucura (white-tailed ptarmigan)
Lineage: Eukaryota; Metazoa; Chordata; Aves; Galliformes; Phasianidae
Product: myoferlin-like
Exons: 46
Coding region: 1-5751 (1916 amino acids)
Biological process (GO): plasma membrane repair; monocyte activation involved in immune response; T-tubule organization
Cellular component (GO): membrane; cytoplasmic vesicle; T-tubule
Molecular function (GO): calcium-dependent phospholipid binding; calcium ion binding
Source: RefSeq, a predicted model, not a curated record
AUGCUGAGGCUGCUGGUGGCCAGCGCUCACCUCCCGGCAGCCACCGGUGCAGGACCCGGUGUGCACGUUUAUGCUCGCUUCAGAGGUGUCCCCAGGAGCACCCGGGUGGUGCCAGCAGAGCGCAGCCCAGCAUGGAACGAGAUGCUGGUGUGGCCUCUGGCCGCACGUCCCCUGCGCCCCACGGACAGCCUGGCCCUGCGCCUGCAGCUCUGGGGUCAGCCAGAAGCACACAGGCUCCUGGGUGCCACCACGGUGCCUCUGUGCUGCCUGGCGGAGGACCCCGGGCUGCCACUUGAUCUCAGUCAGCUCCCAUUGCGAGACCCUCAGGGACAUCCCACGGGGACCACUGUUUCUUUGCGCUGCUCCUACGUCCCCCCCGGGCAGGUGGCAGCAGGGAAUGUCACGUCCCAGCCGCCAGAAGGGGUGGCACCAUGCCUGUCCCCCCCACGUCCCACCCCAGUGGUGGGGACAGCCAUCGGAAUGGCAUCGCACCGCCACCCCAAACCUGCAGCGGGGAAGAAGGAGGAUUUCCAGGUGCGGGUCAGGGUCCUCCAGGGCCACCAGCUGCAGGGCAGUGCCAUCAAGCCGGUGGUGACGGUCCUCAUCGGCGAGCAUCGCUUCAGGAGCAGGAUCCGUGCUGGGAACAACCCCUACUACAAUGAGGUGUUUUCUCAGCAUUUCCACCUGACGCCCGCUCAGCUGGCAGCAGUGCCCAUCCACAUCCAGGUUCUCAACUCCAGGGCCAUCCGUGCCGAUGCCAUCAUCGGCGCCUUCAAGCUGGACGUCGGCACCGUCUACAACGCACCCGGGCGCAGGCUGGGUGGGACGUGGCUGAGCCUGCAGCACCCCCGGCACCCCGAUGCUGGAUGCUGUGGGUACCUCCGUAUCGGCGCGGCCGUGCUGCGUGCCGGCGAACCCGUGUCGGAACGGGAGGAGGCAGCGGGGAGCCAGGAGGUGGAAGCCAAUCUCUUGCAGUCUGCGUUGCUCACCCCAUGCGUGGCCACGCUGCAGCUCCGCAUCUACCGUGCUGAGGAGCUGCCCCGGGAGGAGCCGUCCCGUCCAUUCCUUGCUGGCAGCAAGAGGAGCUUCGUGGCAGCGGCGGUGCGCGCCAGCUUUGCGGGCAGGACGGUGGGUGCUGGGGGCACGGUGGGUGCUGCUGACAGGUGCCCAGGGGUGACAGUGUCCCCAACACAGCUCUGCACUCGAGCGAUGCCCCCCGAUGCCAAGCCCACGUGGAACGAAGUGCUCUUCUUCCCCCUGCGGCUGCCCCCGCUCUGUGACGCUGUCGAGCUGGCCAUCCUUAGCGGGUCCAAGGUGCUGGGCACAGCCGCGCUCCACCUCUCCCACAUCUCCUCCGCCGGUGCUGAGCUCGAAGGAGGGGUCCCAGGUUUCUUACCCUGCUUCGGACCCAGCUUCCUCCCCUUCUAUGGUCCACGGAGAGAUGCUGCUGACGUGCCCAGCGACACCAUGGUGGCAUACAGGGGCCGGGUGCUGCUGGAGCUCAGCACCCACACAGGGGACUCCGAUGGGCGCCAGCAGGACGCCAUCGCCCCAGAGGACAUCACCCGUGUGCAGCGCCUUCUGCCCCGCCGCCACCGCCUGGGGCUCUGCGCAGUGUUCUACUCUGCCACCAUGCUGCCCCCCGCAUCCGAACCUCUGCGCUUCGAGCUCAGCAUCGGCAACCACGGGGACACCGGGGACACCUCGUGCCGCCCCGCUGCCUCCGCCUCACCGCAAGGCCACCCCCUCUUUGAUGGGAACCGCUACUACUGCAUGCCUUGGCAUGACAGCAAGCCGGUGGUGGCCGUCACCUCCAGCUGGGAGGACGCUGGGCAGCGGUGGGACGGGCAGAACCUGAUGCACAGUGUGGGCGAGAGGCUGGUGAGCAGCCAGGGGGCUGCCCUGCCUGUGCUGCAGGCCCAGCGCCCCCGGACGCGGCUGGACGUGGAGCUGCGCGCCGCCCGCCUGCAGCUCCUGCAGCUCCUCGCCUCGGCUGCCGCCGCUGGGCCUCCGCGCCGGGCCUGGGCCGAGCUGCUCCCCGAGGCCGAGGCCUGGCUGGGCCGAGUGGCCGCCCUGCAGGCUGAGCCUCAGGCCGGUGUUCCCGAUGUGUUGCUGUGGCUGCGGAGCGGUGCCCGCUGCCUGGCCUGUGCCCGCAUCCCCGCACACCGCCUCGCCUGCUCAGCCCUCGGCCCCGCAGCCUGCGGGCGGCUCUGUGGACGGACGCACACCCUGAUGCUGGAGGUCCCGGGACACCUCCAUGCCCAGCUCCGGGUCCGGCUGUGGCUGGGGCGUGUGGCUGAGAGCCAGGAGCUGCCGCGUUACUUGGAGGGCGCCCUGCACAUCUAUGCUGAGACAUACGAGAACCAGACGAAGAUCCUGGGCAAAUGGAGCAGGCAGGCGCUCCCAGCUCGCCCCAGCUUCUCCGACGUGGCCGGCAGAGUGGCGCUGCCCCGCGAGCGCAUCCGACCCCCCCAGGGCUGGUGCUGGGAUGGGCCCUGGGCUGUGGAACCACCACGGAGGCUGCUGCCAGAGCCCGAGGCUGGCAUGGACGAGGUGUUGGAGGAGGUCUAUGAGAACCAGAGCCGGCGGCACGGCGGGGAAUGGGGACCUGCUGCUGUGCCCAGCACUGAUGUGGCCGGCGCAGAGGUGCCCCCCAAGGAGGAGGUGGCGUGUCCCCAGGGCUGGCACGUCACCGAUGACUGGCGGGUGGAGGUGACAGGGGCCGUGGAUGAGGCUGGUGAGCGAUGUCCCCAUCACAGCCCCGAGGCUCCGGAUAAAGCAUGGGAGUACGCAUCCCUGUGGGGCGGCCGCUUCCAUCUGCAGCGCCGAGCGGGUGAUGCGUGCCGGCGGCGCUGCUGGCGUCGGCACAUGGUGCCAGAGCUGCCCUCAUCUGUGGCUGCCAUCUUCCUCCUCGAGGGCACAGCGGAUGCAGAGGAAAUGCCAGAGAGCAAGCAGAUGGCAGCAACACCCAAAGGCCAGGGACACCCCCAGCACCCCACGCCUGUCAUCCUCUGCACCUUCGAGCGACCCAGCUCCUUCCAGCUGCGCUGUUACCUCUUCCAAGCGCUGGAGCUGAAGCCCCACGGCACCAAGACCACAGCAGACCCCGUUGCCCACGUCUCCUUCGUGCACGUCAGCCAGAGCACCCGCGUGCUGCCCGGCACCCUGGACCCGGUUUGGGAUCAGUCGCUGCUCUUCCAUCGGGUGCAGCUCCAUGGGGACCCACGCGGGCUGCGGGAUGAGCCCCCAGCUGUGGUGGUGGAGGUGUUUGAUCAGGAUGGAGGGGGUGCUGGGAGCUUCCUCGGGAGAAGCGUGUGCACCCCAAAAGUGUGGCUGGAUGUGGGGCGCCGGAAGCCCCCCAGGCUGCAGAGAUACCCACUGCAGGGGCCGGGGGGGCCGGCCGGGGAACUGCUGGCUGCCUUUGAGCUGCUGCACGAGGCUGAGGACGGGGCAAUGGCACGGCUCAGCACCCCGCCAUGGAGACAGGGCACCUUUGGCAUCCCCCCAGGCAUCCGGCCGGUCCUGCGGCUGAUGGCAUUGGAGGUGCUGGCAUGGGGGCUGCGGGGGCUCCGUGGCCGCUGCCUGCUGCCCGUGCGCGCCCCCAGCCUGGAGGUGCAGUGUGGGGGGCACGUCCUGCGCAUCCCCCCCAUCACCGACCUCGCCACCAACCCCAAUUUCCCCAUCAACGCCUUCCUGCUGACGCUGCACCUACCAGUGGAGGAGGAGUACGUGCCCCCGAUCCGGCUGCGGGUUUUGGACACGCAGGGCUUUGGGUUCCGGCCCCACGUGGGCCAGGCGUGCGUGCAGGACCUGGCGAGGUUCCGCCAUGAGCCCGAUGGAGAGGAGCAGCUGCCCCAGCCUUGUGUCCCUGUGGAGGAGGAGGAUGAGGAAGAAGGCGACUGGUGGAGCAAAUUUUACAUGGCCAUGGGAGACAAGGCAAAGAGCCACCGGAGGACACACAGGGACAGCCUGAAGGUGUACGGCUGUGAGCUGGAGGCGGUGCCCAAAUUCGAGGGGCUGCAGGAUUUCUGCCAGACCUUCCCCCUCUACCAGCCGGGGGGGCAGCAGGGGGACGACCCCGUGCCUGUGGGCGAGUUCAAGGGGCUGUUCUGUCUCUACCCCCUACCCGAGGACCCCGGGGUGCCCCCGCCGCCCCGCCGCUUCCAGGAGCUGCCCCCCAGCCAACCCCAGCAGUGCCUGGUGCGCAUCUACAUCGUCCGUGCCUUCGACCUGUCCCCCCGUGACCGCAAUGGGAUGUGUGACCCCUACGUUCGUGUCUCGCUGGGAGCAAAGACACUGGGCAAGCGUGACCACUAUGUGCCCAACACCGUGGAGCCAGUUUUUGGCAGGAUGUUCGAGGUGAUGGGCACCGUCCCGUUGGAGAAGGACCUGAGGGUCUCACUGCUGGACCACGACCUGCUGCCACCCGACCAGGAGAUUGGAAGCACCACCAUCGACCUGGAGAACCGGCUGCUGUCCCGAUUCCGUGCCCACUGUGGGCUGCCCCGUCUGUACCGCAUGGAUGGCCCUGGGCGCUGGCGGGACCAGCUGAGCCCCAGCCGGGCACUGGAGCACCUGGCUCACAGCCGGGGGCUGCAGGCACCCGAAUUCAGCGCCGAUGGAACCGCCGUCAUCUUUGGGGGCUCCACCUUCCUGCUGAGCCAUUUUGAGAGUGGACCCCCCACAUAUCGUCACCCCGGGGCGCCCCGGGAGCGCCUGGCCCUGCAUGUGCUGCAUGCAUGGAACCUCGUCCCCGAGCAUCUGGAGACCAGGACGCUGUACAACAGCGCCCAGCCUGGGCUGGAGCAGGGCAAGGUGCAGAUGUGGGUGGACAUCUUCCCCGCCAGCCUCGGCCCCCCUGGACCUCCUGUGGACAUCACUCCCCGCAAACCCCAGAGCUAUGAGCUGCGCUGCGUGGUGUGGAACACCCGUGACGUGGAGCCAGGGGACAUCAGCGCAGCAGGGCAGAGGAUGAGCGAUAUCUACGUCACCGGCUGGCUGGAUGGGCUGGAGGAGCAGAAGCAGAGGACGGACGUGCAUUACCGGGCGCUGCAGGGCGACGGCAGCUUCCACUGGCGCUUCGUCUUCCCCUUCCAGUACCUGGCAGCCGAGCAGCGCUGCGUGCUGCCCCGCAAGGAGCAUUUCUGGAGCCUGGAUGAGACGGUGCUGAAGGUGCCCCCGAAGCUCAUCCUCCAAGUGUGGGACAACGACAAGUUUUCAGCCGAUGAUUUUUUGGGUGUCCUGGAGCUGGAGCUCACCCGGCUGCCCCGUCCAGCCCAGCGGCCGCAGGACUGCACCCUAAAGCCACGUCUGAGCCCCUGGCCCUGGGGGAAGGCUCGGGGACCCCCCCGUUUCUCUCUGUUCCGACAGAAGCUGGCGCGGGGUUGGUGGCCCUGCGUGGUGCACGAGGGUGGCACGCAGCGCAUGGCGGGCAAGCUGGAGCUGAGCCUGGAGCUGCUCGACGAGAAAGAGGCAGAAGAGAGACCGGCGGGGAAAGGCCGGGAGGAGCCCAACGCGUACCCACCGCUGCAGCCCCCCGUGCGCCCCGACUCGUCCUUCCUGUGGCUGCUGGCCCCGCUGCGCGCCCUGCGCUACGCCGUCUGGCGGCGGCACCGCUGCCGCAUCACCGCGACCGCGGCUCUGCUGCUGCUGCUCCUUCUGCUCCUCAACUUCAUCUACUCUGCCCCGGGUUACUUGGCCAUGAAGCUGGUGAACCCGCUGCGCCUCUUCGGUGCUGGAAGCAAACACUGA